AUGAAAUAAUUACAAUUGAGGAUAGCGAUACUGACCUUGAAUCUAAUAGCAAUGAAAAUGAAAUGGCUAUAUUACGUAAUAAUAAUUUAGAAAGUGAUGAUUAUGAUUAUGAUAAAUUUUCAUCUCAAGAAAAUGAUAAAUUAUAUGGGGAUUUGUUUCUUGCUAAUAGUUUUAUUGAAAAUUUAUCUCAAGAAAGUUCUAAUCAAGCAAGUAGUUCUUAUAAAUUAAUUGAAGAUACGGACCAUGAAGUCUUAU
Messenger RNA from Dentiscutata erythropus, 255 nucleotides. The record is from the annotation of a GenBank genome assembly. Lineage: Eukaryota; Fungi; Glomeromycota; Glomeromycetes; Diversisporales; Gigasporaceae.